Molecule: messenger RNA, 1164 nt
Organism: Musa acuminata AAA Group (dessert banana)
Lineage: Eukaryota; Viridiplantae; Streptophyta; Magnoliopsida; Zingiberales; Musaceae
Exons: 4
Coding region: 41-694 (217 amino acids)
Source: RefSeq, a predicted model, not a curated record
UGCUGGUUUUUAUUUUUAUUAUUUGUUUAUCUUUCUAUAAAUGGACUCCGAGUCUCCCUUUCUUCGUCGUUCCUUUGCACCGCCUUGUCCUCCUCCGAUUCUCGCCGUUCCUCUCUCGCUGGUAGAGAGGUGGAAAAGGCGGUUGCAGACGCGAAGCUCCAGGAGAUCUGUGGACAAGAUGAACCACCGCGCGAUGCAACAGCAGAACGCCUUAUCUGCCAGCGAAGAGAUGAGGGCGCCGUUCGCGGUGGCCGAUCGAAAGCCGCCCGUCUUCUGCCCUAAGCCCCGCCGGCUCAGCCCGCUUGCCGCCGUCGCUGAACCGGUCCUACCCUUCCGUUGGCUCGCGAGUCAUCAAACCGAUUUCUCCGAUUCGAAGGCCGGGGCGGACCUCCAUGGCAUAUUUCUCGCAAAGGGCGGGGAGCAGAAUCAAGUGUCGUCGUCACCGCCGUUCUUCUGCGGCUCGCCACCGAGCCGUGCCGCGAACCCGGUCGUCCACGACGCCCGGUUCGGCGACGACCGCCCGCCGGCAGCCUUCACCCCUGUACCACUAAUCCAGUCAGGUCCGCCGCUCUCCCCCAAGCAGGGCUGUGCCCACGCCAAGUUCGGCCUCAUGCCGGCGGCCGUGCGCAUCGAGGGUUUUGAUUGCCUCAACCGCGACCGCCGGAGCUGCAGCAGCAUCACUGCUGUGGCCUGAACAGCCCUGCCCGCGCUUCCUGCUUUAUUUUUGGAGCGCCGUGUGAGAGGAAGAAGAAGAAGAAGAAGAAGAAGAAGAAGAAGAAGAUAACAUUAACACUAAGAAAUCAAAAACAACAAUUAGGUGCUAAGCACGAGCAGAGAAGCACCAAGUGUUUCAUCCCAUGGAGGAGCUCUGUUAUUUGUGACUGUACAUUUUCCAUUUGUAAUCGAGGUAAUUAUGUAGAUACAAAAUUAAGUGAUCGCGAGAGAGAUAGGAAGGGAAGCCAAUAUUUUGGUGUUUUGUUUUUGAUCCAACCAUUGGAUUUUGAGACUUGGGGAGGAGGGAGGAGGGAGGAGAGUAGAUUUUUGAGCUCAUUGUUGUGGCUUUGAUAUCUUCUUCCUCUUCCAAGUCUGCAAACACCAACGAGUCAUGAAAUGUGUAAAUUCUAAUAACGUAAUGUAUAAAUCGUAUGAUGGUUUGAACCCCAA